AAAACGAAAUUAGGAUUAGAUAAACAAAAAUUAAAAUGGCGACUGUUGAAGGAGAAAAAAGAGAAAAUAUUUCUUUAAUGUGCUCAUCGUGUAAACGUAAAAGCAGGACAACAGAAGCGGAUAAUUAUUGUACAGAUUGUCAUGACUAUUACUGUUCAACUUGUGUGAAGUGCCAUGACGAUAUUCCGGCGUUAUCUGGCCAUAAAAUUCUUGACAAAGGACAUUUUGAGACAGGAACUUCGGAAGCUAUACCUGUUGUACCUACAGAACGAUGUAAGAGACACAGUUUUAAACCAGUAGAUAUGUACUGUCAGGAUCACGAUGAUGUGGGCUGUUACACAUGCAUGGCAGUGUCUCUCUACAGGUCAUGUAAGGACGUAUUUUAUAUACCCGAGUAUGUAGAAGGAGACAAGACUGCGGCCGAUUCUCAAGAAAUAAACCGAGACCUUAAGAAGGCAGAAGAUGAUUUAAAAAUUCAGCUUGACAAACACAAAGAAGAAGCUAAACGUCUUCUAAAGAGGAAGGUGGAGGAGGUCGAAAAAGUAAAAGAAUUUCGGUUAGAAAUGGAACGGAAACUUGAUGCACUAGAAAAAGAUACCAUUGAUGAAAUAGAGAAGAAAUAUAAAGUACUGAUAAAAAGGACUGAAGAUGACGUGUGUGCCCUUACAGCAUUACAAGAUGAUAUCAGUAUGUCACAAGAUAGCAUUUUAUCAGCUGGUUCUAAUAUGUCGCAACAGUUUGUGAGUCUGAUGAAGGGUAAAACAGCUACAGGAAAAGCCAAACGAUGCUUAGAAGACAAGACAUCAGACUUCUCUAGGCAAGAAUUUGUGUUUGACAGAAAUCAGCAGUUGCUCUCAAACCUAAUACAGGAAACACGUUUAGGUAAAAUAAAUCAACAACAUGCUUUGUAUAAACUUACGGGAAAGAAAUUAUACCCUAUAAAGCAUGAUUCAGACACAAAGACUUGCAGUAUAUACGGUGCAUGUAUGAUUGCUGAUGGAUCUGUAAUACUCGCAGACAACAGUAACAAAAAACUUAAACAUCUUGAUGCAUCUUCGUACAAAGUUGAUGAUGUAUGUGACCUGUCUUAUUGUCCGUGGCAGAUAUGUUCUGUUGAAAAGCACGGAGUAGCUGUAUCCUUUCAUAAAAGGGGUGCUGUAAAAAAGAUCCAAUUUGUUUCGACCGAAGGGAAAAUGAAAAAAACUAGGAUGCUGGAAACUGACCAUGGUUGUUACGGUAUAGCGCAUAAAAAUGGCCACUUAUAUAUUACUGAUUCCAACACGACAGUGUUCGUAUAUAACAUUACAGGGACAAAGCUGAAACAAUUCUCAAAAGACCAGUCGGGACAACCUUUGUUCAGUGAUAUCUACAGUCUUUUUGUCUGCCGAAAUGACAGUGAGAUCUAUGUAACAGAUUCUUCCUACGGACUUAUUGUUCUUGAUCAGGACGGAAAGCUGCUUGGAAAAUACAACUGCCCUCAGCUUAAACAUGCACGUGGAGCAUGUGAUAUUGACGAUGCAAAUGUCCUAGUAUGUGGUGAAUCAUCCAAUAAUAUCAUACAGUUUUCUCCAAAUGGUGCGGUAGUCGGAGAAGUACUUCCUUCGGAUCAAUGUAAUGGAAGUUGUAGGGCGAUUUGCUUUGAUCGCCAACAUUCUAAAAUAAUCGUUGGACAUGUUGGCAGGGACGAAAUUGAAAUUUUUGAUGUAGCGUAAACAUUGUUUUACCAGUGGUCGAGAUAAAAUCACGGCAGAUAUCUCUUCUAAAUAGAUAAUAAUUUUACAUUCACUCCAUAUAUAUUUAUUUUUUUUGAAGACAGCCAAACGUAACAAAAUAAAAUAUCUAUAUAGAAGUUUAUUUCACUUCAUGUAAAUCAAUAUUCAAAACACUAAAAACAACGAGGCAAUUCUUUAAUGAGAUCCUGUAGGUCUGGGUAUCUCUUUUAUUGAUUCAUGGGCUAAACAUUUAGGCAGCCUCCGGUAUAUAUUUGCCACUGAAUAUUGGAAAAAUAUAAGAGUUUUACUUAUUUAUAGUGAUCACAUUACAUCAAAAUUUGUUUGUUUUAUACUCGGGAGUGAAUACUUACAACGCAUUCCAAUGUUAAAUAUUUAUGAUUGCCUAUCUAGUGCUUGCUGUUUUUGUAUGCAAAUCAUUCGCGUUUCAGUUUAUUCUACCGUUCAUGUUUCUAUUGUACAUUAUGAAAUGAAUAUAUUUCAAUUAAAAUAAGCAACAAUAGGCUCUUUAUGUGCACACCAAUAGGACUGUAAAAAACGAAAGGAGUUUUGUUAUUAGACAUAUUAGUUUGUUUGUAUAACUACACAAGAAACAACACGAAAAUGAAACAUUUAUGACGAAACCAUGUAUUUUCGUCUCUUUGCAGGCAAAGAAAGUUUUACUAUAAAUUUCACAAGCGCUAUACUUUUUAAUAUCAUAAACUUAAAGAUUCAAUACGCACAUUAGACAAUCAGAAAGUGCGGUGUUUUCUUCAAAGCGGUAU
This is a messenger RNA of Mercenaria mercenaria, 2494 nucleotides long. RefSeq names its product E3 ubiquitin-protein ligase TRIM71-like. The record is from RefSeq and is a predicted model, not a curated record. The coding region runs from base 36 to 1712 and encodes 558 amino acids. Gene Ontology annotation, molecular function: ubiquitin protein ligase activity; zinc ion binding. Lineage: Eukaryota; Metazoa; Mollusca; Bivalvia; Venerida; Veneridae. Gene Ontology annotation, biological process: proteasome-mediated ubiquitin-dependent protein catabolic process; protein polyubiquitination. The transcript has 2 exons.